AUGGCGCACACUAAUUGGUCCUCGGCAGCAAUAUUCCUGGCGCGGAUAGCUCAGGGAAUCGAGAGAGACUCGUUUCGUGGUGCUCUUGAUAGUCUCAGUCGAAGCGUGCAAAAAGAAAUUGUCUAUAUAAUAUGCAACAUAAUCACAACCACACAACUCAACAGCAUCAAGUUCGCUUCAAUGUUUCCUGAUCGUGUCCAUGACAUUGAGGAACUUUCUCCUGAUGAUCGCACCCUGCUUGCGCAGAGGUACCGAAAAUAUCUCCAUCAUAUAGCUCAAACAGCAAUCUGGAUCACCUACAUCUAUUUUACAGUACGGCUGUUUUUCAUAUUGACGGCCUCGGAGCGAACAUGGAAAAUAUGGACGAUGCUCGGUAUCGAGGGUCUAUUUGCUCACAUAUCCUUGAACCACCAACGCUUGUCGGUAGCCGCAACAACAAAUCCACCACGCCAGACACUCCGCAAGAGACUUCGCAGCACCGAGAACCUGCCUAGAGUCGACGUAUUAGUGACAUGCUGCGGAGAGCCGGUCGAAAUCAUCCUAGACACAGUCCGAGCAGCAUGUGCGAUGGACUUUCCAGCUUCCCGAUUCCGAGUGCGACUUCUGGAUGACGGAGCGUCCAGUGACCUACGUGACGAAAUUGCAAAACUCACCACAAAAUGGACUCACCUCUCCUACCACACCCGCGGCAAGCAGUCCGGGAAGUCUUUUGCCAAAGCAGGCAAUCUCAACUACGCCCUAUUCUCCCUGCAAACCGAUGACCCGCCAGAGUUUUGCACCGUCGUCGAUGCAGACUCCAUUCUUAUGCCAGAGUUCCUACGCGCAACACUGCCUCACCUACUUGCAGACCCGGAAGCCGCAUUGCUGACCACAAGACAGUAUUUCUACAACCUACCCCGCGGUGAUCCUCUCUCUCAGUCGCGCGCUUACUUCUACACGUGUGAGAAUACGGAACUCGAUCUUCUGGGUCAUGCACUUGACGCCGGGUCAGGUGCAGUCUUCCGUCGUGAUGCGAUCCUCGACGCGGGCGGAUAUCCGACUUAUUCCUUCUCGGAGGAUUGGCAGCUGUCGUUGAUUUUACGAGGGCUGGGGAAGCGCACGAUGCAGGUACAAGAGGUUUUGCAAUUCGGUCUCGUUCCUACUUCUCUCGCUGGACAUCUCAAACAGCGGAAUCGGUGGCACAUUGGACACUCUCAGCAGAUUUCUGUGCUAUUCCCUUCUGUCAGGAAGGCAAUUCCGCGGCAUUUGCGCUGGGAGAUUGCUCUUGGAGGACUGUCUAUAAUGGUAGGCCUUGUCAGUUACUCGAUUGGAUUUGCUGCUUUGCCAUUUGUCCUUGCCUCCAAUGGUGGGCUCAUUCCUGAUGGAUCGGCGCUGGGGACCAAGAUCCAACUUGUGCUGGCUAUAGCGCAGGUUGGAUCUUCAUGGGCAUAUGACUGGGCUCGAAGUGCACACGCGGGUGUUCCAUUUGAGCCUUUUGCACACGCAGAGAACAGUUGGCUUGCUGCUGCCCAUUUAUACGCCGUUGUUCAAUUUCAUCUAUUCGGAAGCAAGCCCAAGGGAUCAUUCGUUACCGGAAGCACCGCAAACUCGAGCGAGAACGCUACGUCCUUGUCGUCCUUCCGAAAGGCAUACAGAGAUACUGUUGGAAGCGGUGCUUGGCUUAGCGCUUGUCUCUUUGUUGCGACUCUUGGAGCAAUGCUCUAUGCAGUCUGGAUGGCUAUCAUGGGGAAUGUAUCGACAAUUCUCAGACUACUCACCACAAUUGUCUGGCCGCCACUGUUACACUUGUUCCUAUUGGCGCUUGUCAAUAAUUGGGUACCCAUUGCUCAUCUUUUCAACCCUCCGACCUAUCACUCCCGAGAGUCUAGGUUGCUUACAACAGAGGGAAUAUCAUACCCACGAGCCGAGGUCGAAGGGGAACUCAAGUCUGAGAAGUCUUUCCUCGGCCUAUGUUGCUCCUUCAUGGUGCCAAUCGCUCUUUGGGGGGCGCUUGUGGGUGUCUUGAUAUUUUAG
Molecule: messenger RNA, 2013 nt
Organism: Penicillium coprophilum
Lineage: Eukaryota; Fungi; Ascomycota; Eurotiomycetes; Eurotiales; Aspergillaceae
Product: glycosyltransferase family 2 protein
Exons: 4
Coding region: 1-2013 (670 amino acids)
Source: RefSeq, a predicted model, not a curated record